CCAAUGACACAACACGGCUGCUUACACCCAAUUUCUCCCCCCUCAUAAUCUCGACAACCUUGAAGAGCAGAGAUAAGAGUCCGUCUGUACAUAUACACGGAUCUUAUCUUUGGUGUUCCCAUAAGAGCAGAGGAACAAGCAGAAUAAGAUUGCAGUGAAAGAAGCAGAGAUAUAUUCACAUUGAAGGUCAUAGCCUCAUCCUCUUUGCUUUCCCUCCACAGCCACCAUCGCCGCCAUGCUGCAACGACUCGCCAUCCCCGCUGCCAAACUGCUUCGCAGCAAAAGCCACAUCGUUCCUGGCCAGCUCCUCGUCACUGAGCACUUCUUCCAGGUUCCCCUAGACUACGCCAAUCCAUCCGCAGGAUCCAUCACCCUCUUCGGCCGCAGCGCAACCAAGCAUGAGGUCCCCAUCUUCCCUCCCGACGAGCUUCCCUCUCCCAAGCCCUGGAUCGUCUAUCUCGAGGGCGGCCCGGGCUUUGGAAACAGGGAACCUCAGGACCACCCCCUGACGCGCACUGCCCUGUCUCGCGGCUACCAGGUGCUGUAUCUGGACCAUCGAGGUGUUGGUUUGAGCACUCCUGUUUCUACCGAGAUGCUCGCCCGGCUACCUGGCGGAAAUGGACCCAAUGCUGUCGAGAUUCAGACCAAAUACCUGAAGCUCAUGCGCCAGGACAACACCGUGCGUGAUUGUGAGGCUGUCCGCAAGCUCCUAACCGACGGCUUGCCUGAGCACAAGGCCCGGUGGUCCAUCUUUGGCCAGUCAUACGGUGGCUUCAUCUCCAUCUCCUACCUGUCUCUCCACCCCGAGGGCCUGCGCGAGGUCUUCCUGACCGGUGGCUUGGCUCCCGUUGGCAAAACCGCCGACCAAGUCUACCAGGCGACGUUCCAGAGGACCAUUGAGCGCAACGCAGCCUACUACCAAAAGUUCCCGGAUGAUGCCGAGACCCUGCGCCAGAUCGCUACGCACAUUGAAAAGGAGGGCGGCAAGCAGGGCCUUCCCCUGCCUGGAGGAGGCUUCUUGACGGUGCCCCGUCUGUUGACCAUUGGCAUUGCCUUUGGCGGCCAUGGCGGCGUCGAUCAGGUACAUACCAUACUCCUUCAGCUCAAGGCCUCUCUUGACCAGUUUGGCUUCCUCACGCGGGCUUCUCUUGCUCCCCUCGAGACAUUCACUGCCUUUGACACAAACAUCAUCUACGCCAUCCUCCACGAGGCCAUCUACUGCGACGGUCCCGGCAGCGUCUCCAACUGGUCUGCCCACCGCGUCGGCCAAUCCCUCCCGCAGUUCUCUUGGCUCAGCAGAGACAACGUUUCCAGCACCUCGUCCACUGCGCCCGGCCAGCCGCUCCUCUUCUCGGGAGAGAUGAUCUUCCCUUUCCACUUCGACACUUAUCCGGAACUCAUUCCCCUGCGGGCUGUUGCCGAGCGACUUGCCACUGCCUCUGACUGGCCAGCACUCUACGAUAUCGAGCAGCUGCGCAAGAAUGAAGUCCCCGUCUAUGCGGCGUCGUACAUCCCCGACAUGUAUGUCGACUACGAGUUUGCCAAGGACACGGCGAAUCUGAUCAAGAACGUAAAGACGUUUGAGACAAACGUCAUGUAUCACAACGCCGUGCGGGCAAAGGCGGAGGAAGUAAUGCAGAACCUGUUUACCUUGCGAGAUGAUGUAAUAGAUUGAUCUUCUCAAUCAAAAAAGGGAGAAAAGGGAAAUCUGGAUAGAUGGUACAAAGGUCCAAGCCUUGGCAUAAACCGACGUCGCUUUUCCUGAUAAUAUAUCGUAGUCUUUGAAUCUCACUCUAUUUUUUUUGUG
This is a messenger RNA of Trichoderma virens Gv29-8, 1807 nucleotides long. RefSeq lists its product as uncharacterized. Gene Ontology annotation, biological process: proteolysis. The record is from RefSeq and is a predicted model, not a curated record. Lineage: Eukaryota; Fungi; Ascomycota; Sordariomycetes; Hypocreales; Hypocreaceae. Bases 236 to 1675 code for a protein of 479 amino acids. The transcript is spliced from 2 exons. Gene Ontology annotation, molecular function: peptidase activity.